Centruroides sculpturatus (bark scorpion) is the source of this 2068-nucleotide messenger RNA. Its product is annotated as rho-related GTP-binding protein RhoE-like. The record is from RefSeq and is a predicted model, not a curated record. NCBI's taxonomy places the organism in Eukaryota, Metazoa, Arthropoda, Arachnida, Scorpiones, Buthidae. The coding region runs from base 288 to 953 and encodes 221 amino acids. Gene Ontology annotation, molecular function: GTP binding; GTPase activity. The transcript has 6 exons. Gene Ontology annotation, biological process: small GTPase-mediated signal transduction.
GAGUUGGCUUCGACGGCAGAAGGGAACGGUCAUUCACAGUAGGAAAGUCACUGCAACGAUCUGUGGAUUACUACAGCAGCUACUUACACAGUGCGUGUGCUAUCUACAGAGAAUUGACUGAGGCGUGGAUCCAUCUUAAUUUCCCAUCUAUAGUACAUGUCAGCCUUAAAAUAAUAUCCAACCCAUGUAAUUCUUUCUUAAAAGGGUAUCAAUUUUUUAUCUUCUCAUUCCGUCCAUAUUAAAAAAAAAAAACAGUUCGUUAAUUGGACUGGUCCAGAAUAUUUACAAUGGAAGAAUACAAUUGUAAAAUAGUGCUCGUGGGUGAUAACAAAUGUGGAAAAACGUCAUUAGUACAUCGGUUCAUACACGAUAAAUUUCUAGAGGUAUAUACUCCUACUGAUUUUAGAGUUUACACGACUACGUACGAAGUCAACGAUUAUCGUAUCAACUUUACAAUUUGGGAUACUUCAGGUGCUUCUGCUUACGACAAAGUCCGACCUUUAACUUAUCAAGAUGCUAGAGUGUUACUGCUGUGUUUUCAGAUUCCUUGUCCAAAUUCAUUAGAAAAUAUCGUGAAUAAGUGGUAUCCCGAAAUUAGACAGCACUGUCCAAACAUUCCCGUAAUACUUUGUGGUUGCCAGAGUGAUUUAAGGAACGACACAGAUGUUCUUCGUAAUCUGUCCAAAUUGAAGAAAACACCUGUCACUUCCGAACAGGCAUUAGCAGCAUCUAGGCAGAUAAGUGCAACGACAUAUGUGGAAACAACAACAAAACAUUGUGGAAAAACAGUCAAAGAUGCCUUCGAAGUAAUUGCUUUAGCAUCUCUGGGAAAACUAAAUAAAAAUCACGUAACUGUACAACGUCAUCGAAGCUUGAUGAAGAGAAAAUACAAAAGCAAAAUAGACCUGAAAGAAGAAUUAAGAGAUAAAGCAAGGAACUGCACGCUUAUGUGACCAUAAUCAUGAAUUUUUUUUUUUAAAGAAUUUAUAGUUUUUUCAGAGACUGGUUCGAUUUUUUAUCUAUUUAAUAUAAACAAAAAUAUAUAUAUAUAUAUAUAUAUAUAUAUAUAUUAAGAAAAUGAACAAGAAUCGUUAUCAGUGAUUUAAGAAAAUAAAUAAAAGAUAUUCCAACAUGUGAAGCUGAUAUUACAACGUUAACUAUCAUAUUUCAUGUUAUGUAUAUAGAUUUAAACGUUAAUGAACGUUACCUGAACAAUUAAAUAAAAACAAUAAAUAUGUUUACGGUUAAUAUCUCCAGUUUGUAAUGUACAAAUUCAAUAUUGAAAUCCAAUUUUAGAUCAAUAUCGAUGUUUUAAAUUUCAGCAGAAAUGUUGUUAAAACAGUCGACAUUUUAGUCGAUUUAUAUUGUUAAAAUUUAUUUGUUUUUUUUUUAACAGAAAAAGAAGAGAAAACAAUUCUUUUCCUCAUCCUCCUCUGUAUAUUUUAAUUAAUUUUUAUUACUUUAAAAUAUAAUUAUUUAAAAAAUAAAUAUUCUGCAGUAAAUUAAUUAAUCGACUGUCACAAAAAAGAGUGGCCUUCUCUUAAGUCUUUCUAUACUUGAAAACUCUACAGUAAAAUGUUUACAUGUUAAAUCAUGUAAAGGUUUAUCGUUGAUGAUUAGGAUGACGAUGGGCAAUGAGGAAUUUUUAUAUAAAGGUUGCCUUAAUUCAUAUUUACAUUUAAUUAUUCUUUAUUUCUACAAAAUAUGAAUAUAUAUAUAUAGAGAAAGAGAAAAAAAAUUUAAUUUAUUAACAAUACAACAUAUAUAUAUAUAUAUAGUAGCUAAUUGUAUAUGAGUAGAAAGACCUUUUCUUAAUUUAUAAAUUAAAUUGUUUUUUUUUCUAUAAAUCAUUCUCCUGUGAAUAAUGAAUAUGUAGAAUAUUAAAAAAGAGAAUUUUUGUAUAAUAAUUUACUAUUAUUUUUCUUGUUUAUGUACAGUUUUUUUAAGAGAAUAAUGUAAAAGAAUAUAAGAAAAUACAAUAGGAGAAAGAAUGAAUGUGUGAAUUUUGGGAAUGAAUAUCAAUAAAUUAUUUAUCCCAACAUAUCAUAGUGUGUUGGAAUAAUAAUAA